CGGGCAUUUAGCUUGGCAAUAUGGCGUCGGCCGGGAGGCGAAGGCCGCCGCUUUUUUUCUUCCAGGCUGUUCUGGGUUUCUGAGGCAGACUGGCCCUGGGUAUGGGUUCUCUGUCGCCGUUCAGUUUCCUGUGGGGACUCCUCCUGCUGCAGGGCGUCCUGAGGCCGCUGCGCGGGGACCCGGUUUUCAUUCCACCUUUCAUCCGGAUGUCCAGCCCUGAGGUCCGCGCGUCCCUGGUCGGAAGCAGCGAGGAUGUCACCGUGUCUCUGACUCGGCUGCAGAUCGAAGAAGGAGUGUUGCCAGUUCCUACUUGUGGUGGCCUCCACAAUGACACAGCGGAUGACUGGAAUGUGACUGUGAGCCCUCGACCGAACAUGCUGGAAGUGACCGUAAGGUGGAAGAGGGGUCUGGACUGGUGCUCCGCAGAUGAGACAGCCUCGUUCUCAGAGCCCCCGUGCAUCGUGCAGACGCUGCUGGUUUCAGCAUCCCAUAAUGCAUCCUGCUUAGCACAUCUGCUCAUCCAGGUGGAGAUUUAUCCCAACACGUCUGUAACCCACAAUGCAUCAGAGAACAUGACUGUCAUCCCUAACCAAGUCUAUCAGCCCCUGGGUCGCUGCCCGUGUGACUUGACAGCCAAGGCCUGUGACAUUCGGUGCUGCUGUGACCAGGACUGUCAGCCGGAAGUAAAAGAGCUGUUCAAAGGGUCCUGCUUCUCCGGUGUGUUUGGAGGGCACGUCAGCCCUCCGUCCCACCAUCGCUGUAAAGUCGGUACUACUCACCAGACUCCUGACUGGUUUCCCUUCCUGUGUGUGCAGUCGCCACCCUCCACCUCACCGUUCCUCGGUCACUUCUACCACGGUGGCACUUCCCCCAGAUAUUCCCCGGGCUUUGAAGCCCAUUUGCACUUCGACCUAAGAGACUUUGCUGACGCCAGUUACAAACAAGGAGAUCCCAUUAUGACCGCGGAGGGGUAUUUUACCAUCCCUCAGGUGUCUCUAGCUGGGCAGUGUCUACAGGAUGCUCCCGUGGCUUUCCUGAGGAAUUUUGACAGUAUAUGCAUCAUGGACCUGGAAGUGCACCAAGAGCGGGAUGGAAUUGUCCCAGAGAACAUGAAGAUCCGCACAGCAGGAGGUUUGGUCACACCAAAAGUAACCUAUGAGCAAGCCACUGACCUGGACAAGUUCAUCACCAGUCCAGACACAAUUUUAAGUGCGGGAUCGGCCCCCAGAAAUGUGAAUGUGGAAGAGCAUUAUGUUUUCAGAUGGCAAAAUAAUUCCAUCAGCGGCCUAGACAUCACAAUCAUCAGGGCAGAAAUCAGCACCAGCCAGAGAGGAACGAUGACCCAGAGAUUCACAGUGAAGUUUUUAAGCCAUAACAGUGGUGGUGAGAAGGAAUUUUCUGGAAAUCCAGGUUACCAGCUUGGCAAGCCAGUCCGAGCCCUGCAUACCAAUGGGAUGAAUGUCACCACGCUGCACCUCUGGCAGCCAGCUGGAAGGGGCCUAUGCACGUCAGCUGCUCUCAGACCCAUUUUAUUUGGAGAAAAUGCCUUCUCUGGCUGCCUAUUGGAAGUUGGGAUUAAGGAGAACUGUACGCAGCUCAGGGAGACAGUCCUUCAGAGGCUGGAUUUGCUGAUACAGGCAACGCAUGUUGCAAGGAGAGGCAACUCGGACUACAGUGAUCUGAGCGAUGGCUGGCUGGAGUUCAUACGUGCCGACGCCCCUGAUACAGGUGCCGACCUGCCCCUGAGCAGCGCAAAUGGCAUGUGCCCUGAAGUUCCAGCCCAGCUUUCCAUCUGCAUCUUUAUUGCUGAAGCUGGCUCUGUGGAAGGGGUGGCUCAGCGGGAGAUCCUGGCUGUGGAGACGAGGUUUUCCACAGUGACAUGGCAGUACCAGUGUGGGCUCACCUGUGAGGACGAGGCUGACCUUCUUCCUCUCAGUGCCUCUGUUCAGUUCAUUAACGUCCCUGCACAGAUGCCCCGCCCCCUGACGAGAUUCCAGAUCAACUUCACAGAGUAUGACUGUACCCGGAAUGAGCUGUGUUGGCCCCAACUUCUGUACCCUCUGACCCAGUAUUAUCAAGGGGAGCCCCGGUCUCAGUGUGUGGCCAAAGGCCUGAUGCUGCUGACACUCCUCAUGUUGGCUAUACUCCUCAGGCACCCUUGGGUUGGGAUGUGCAAAGCCUGGUACUCAGCUCCAACCUACCAUUAAGUUUUCUCGAAGACUCAGAGCAUCCACUCAGUGGCUCCCCAUAGGCCUGUGUGCCUCCCUGGAGGAUCAGAGCAUCCACUCAGUGGCUCCCCAUAGGCCUGUGUGCCUCCCUGGAGACUCAGAGCAUCCACUCAGUGGCUCCCCAUAGGCCUGUGUGCCUCCCUGGAGACUCAGAGCAUCCACUCAGUGGCUCCCCAUGGGCCUGUGUGCCUCUCUGGAGACUCAGAGCAUCCACUCAGUGGCUCCCCAUGGGCCUGUGUGCCUCUCUGGAGACUCAGAGCAUCCACUCAGUGGCUCCCCAUGGGCCUGUGUGCCUCUCUGGAGACUCAGAGCAUCCACUCAGUGGCUCCCCAUGGGCCUGUGUGCCUCUCUGAAGACUCAGAGCAUCCACUCAGUGGCUCCCCAUAGGCCUGUGCGCCUCCCUGGAGACUCAGAGCAUCCACUCAGUGGCUCCCCAUAGGCCUGUGCAUCUCCCUCGAGACUCAGAGCAUCCACUCAGUGGCUCCCCAUAGGCUUGUGUGCCUCUCUGAAGCCUGUUUGUUUGAGACAGGAUCUCUCUGUGUAGUCCCAGCUUGCUUCUGAGCUCACAGAGAUCUGCCUGUCUCUGCCUCUGGAGUGCUGGAUUAAAGGCACAGUCCACCAUGCCUGGCAUCUCUGAAAUACUUUUAAUAAACAAAAUGUCUAUUUUUGUAGAAAC
Mastomys coucha (southern multimammate mouse) is the source of this 2904-nucleotide messenger RNA. RefSeq names its product tectonic family member 2 (gene Tctn2). The transcript is spliced from 18 exons. Gene Ontology annotation, cellular component: MKS complex. Gene Ontology annotation, biological process: cilium assembly; smoothened signaling pathway; protein localization to ciliary transition zone. Bases 102 to 2207 code for a protein of 701 amino acids. Lineage: Eukaryota; Metazoa; Chordata; Mammalia; Rodentia; Muridae. The record is from RefSeq and is a predicted model, not a curated record.